Molecule: messenger RNA, 1270 nt
Organism: Zootermopsis nevadensis
Lineage: Eukaryota; Metazoa; Arthropoda; Insecta; Blattodea; Termopsidae
Gene: yellow-k
Product: L-dopachrome tautomerase yellow-k
Source: RefSeq, a predicted model, not a curated record
CCACGUAACCAAAUCGAAGAAUGCAGUACACAAAUACUGCAAAUUCAGCAACCACCUUCUUGACUUGGAAACAAUUCAUUUGCCAGACGCGAAGUCGGCGAUAUUCCUUCACGGAAUGUCGUGUGUGAGAUAGGAUUAGUUUCCUUGUGUAAGCUCAACAGAUAUUCAGAUUCUAGAAACAACGAUGUCGACCAUUCUUCUACAUUUAUUCUGGAUUACUCUGCUAGCCCCUGCCCUGAGCUGGCAUCUAUCUGGUUUCGCCCCAUUACACGCCCCAGUUGGACAAGUAGCUGUGUGGAGAAAUCGGGCGUAUAUUUGCGUGCCUAGAUACGAUCUAGGGACCGUGACAGCCACGCUCUUAGAGGCUUCAUGGCCAGAGACUAUGAACUCCAGUCACAAAGCAACGCAACAGGCAGGUGGAUUCUCGUCCCACAUGUCUCCUCGGCCUUACCCUAGAAGUGACCCGACAAUGCAACGAGAGGGGCACUGUCCUUCGCUCCAGAACGUAACAGCUUUGGACGUCGAUUCUAUGAGAGGGCGACUGUGGGUCCUGGACGCUGGUACUAAAAUCUGUAGCCCCAAAGUGAUUGUUUUUGACCUGCGCAGGAACGAAGAGGUUCUGAGGGUGUGGCUGACAAAUGUGGCGUCACAUGCGUUAACUUCCAUUGUAGCGGAUCCGUUUGUCGGUGCCUGGGGACCUCGCGCCUACGUGGGCGGUUCCAGAAGCGGCGCAUUACUGGUCAUAGGGCAGAGCGGGUGGUGGCAGAUUGGACUGGACGUGAAGAGCUUGGAAAAGGAACGCAUGCAUGCUGUUGGCGCCGUGACGCUCGCUUUGUCCCGACGCGAGUCUCUCUUAUACCUGGCGGAGCCUGACUCGGACCGGAUGUUCUCAUUGGACCUGUCAGCCAUUCGGUCCUCACCGCAACCCAGUAGCAAUAAGGCGAAAAGGCAGCCUGUGACGUUUCUGGGGAGGAAACUAGGACCAUCCCGUGGCUUGGUUCAGGAUCUCUCGGCAGGACUGCACUAUUUCCUGCCCCGGGAUCAUGCGGUGGUGCGUUGGGACACGAGACGUCCUCUGUCGGCGGAGUCCCACACCGUGCUGCUGCAAUCGCCCAAGACCCUGCCCCAAGUCAGUCACAUGUUUCUGGACCCACAGUGGCAGGUGUGGGCUGUCGUCGGCCAGCGCUGUGUCAGGAUCCAGAAAUAUUCGUUCGUGUAAACUACCGCCGAUACAUACGUAUUUAUUACAAAUAAAUAUUAUAAAACUCUA